AUGACUGAACAUCAGACAGAACCAAAAUAUCGCUGCAUCGGAGCAGGCUUUUGCGGCACAGUUUGGGCCCAAGGGAAUGGCCCAGCCAUCAAGCGCGAGAACGGUGGACCAGAAAGAUCCCUGCCAAAUGACUAUGUCAUGCACCAGAGAGCUCUAGACAGCAUUGAAAGACUAAACGAAAUCAAAGCUGGAAGAGACAGUGGCUCUCUGGCGAACAGAUACCAAGUCCAUAUUCCAAAAUGCCACCGAUUCUUGACAGCGAACGAUCCGUGGUGGAACGAUAAUAUCCGCAUGUUCCCGAACAACUAUGAACCCUGCAACGCCAUAAUCUCAGAUCACAUCCCCCCCUUUCCGGAAGAAGUCAGAAAGCUUCUGGUGAAGAGAUAUUGCCACCCAAAGCUUCAAGAGGAGAUUUUAGGAAGCGUGGCCAACAAAGACUGCCUCAUAAGGCCGUAUCUAGGCCGAAGGCGAACACAGAGAACUGAGGUAAAACGGACACCCAGAUUCAGCGCGUUCUCGUUACGAAACUACCCUCUACAUGAGGAUCAAAUGGAAGAUCUCGGUGUUCCCCUGCACGAUAUGCAGACCUACGCGAGUAUGAUGGGAGAGGCUCUAGCUACCCUUCAUUGGCUUGGUGAAAUCGACGGGAAUGAUAUCGAGUUUGUACUGGCUCCUUCACCUGGACAAGGCAAUAUCAAAAACGUUUUAGGGGAGCACUCACUAUGGAUGCUGGAUUUUGACUUAUGCCGCUCUAUGUCAAUGGAUAUCGAUGGUGUCCGGCAAGCCGUCAGUGCUUACUGGCGGAAUGAUCCAUUUUAUCCUCGGCCCAUGGCCAAUAUGUGGAAGGAUUUUCGAAGUCAAUACUUGGAAUCUAGUGAGCAGAUAAUACGUGCAUGUUGUAUUAUAGGCCCUGAAGAACGAUUGUGUCUGGCUCGAAAGUUUAUUGACUUAGUGGAGGAGGAAAAAUGAAGAAUCAGGUGUCGAG
Aspergillus piperis CBS 112811 is the source of this 985-nucleotide messenger RNA. Its product is annotated as zinc finger protein. Lineage: Eukaryota; Fungi; Ascomycota; Eurotiomycetes; Eurotiales; Aspergillaceae. The record is from RefSeq and is a predicted model, not a curated record. The transcript has a single exon. Bases 1 to 969 code for a protein of 322 amino acids.